UUUAACUGCGUGAGUCGUCGAUCUGACGGUGGUCGUGAAGUGCGUUUAUUCUUUCUUGUUUCCUUUCCUCGUCUAUCGUAUUAUUAUUAUUAUUUUUCAUAAUUCUUUUUAUUUUAACUUAUGGUGCGUCGGUGGUUUUUACAGUAGCUUUUGACAAUGCUUCGAUUAGAUUUUAUAAUCAAAAUUAUGAAAUAACGUCGUCAUGUUUACCAUUUAUUAAUUUUACGCGGUUGUUUGUUACCUUUUUACUCUUGAAAUUGAAAAUAAAGACUGCGUUAUCGAAGUUUUUCCAAGUGCAGUGUUGUUUAUGUACUCACCUACCCAUGCAUACGUGAAUUAUCCAAGAGUUACCUUCCAAGAGAUUUCAUUCAAAAAAACACGAAUAAUGACGAUGGAUUCUGUACCGUCUAGUAUCAAAUUAUCGGAUUCGCCUAAAAAGACGAAACAUGUCAAGAAAGUUUUGUUCGGAGCCAUAGAAAAGUAUCCAUUUUCCCCGAUGACUGUGAUAAAACAAGAGGUCCUGGAUGAGCCUGCUCUACCGGCCGAUUCUAUGCAAAAAGUGCCUUCUCUCAGUGAUCUGUCAGAUCCGGAUAGCUCUCUGGAUAUGCCAACACAAGUGCUACCGCUUACCCCAGGUACCAAUAAAAAGAUGACUGAAGCUUUAAAAGCCAGUUUCGCCUCCUGGGAAAAAGAACAAAUUAGACUGAAUAUUACCAAAGAUCCAAGGCAGUGGACGGAGACGCAAGUUACUCAUUGGCUGCAUUGGGCUAUACGGGAAUUUUCUUUAGAAGGUGUUCCUAUGAAUCAAUUUUAUAUGAGAGGUAAAGACAUGUGCGCCAUGGGUAAAGAAGCAUUCCUUGCCAGAGCUCCUCCGUUUAUGGGUGAUAUUUUAUGGGAACAUUUAGAAAUUUUACAAAAAGAUGUCGAAAAAGAAAAAUCCGGCUCACUUGAAAGUGUAUCUGCUAGUCUAUACGAUUCCAUAAGUGUUCCCGAUCUAAGCGAAUAUUUAGGAGAUUACGCUUCCAGCAACGCCGGUACGCCUAAUUCGGAAACAUCGUCGACCAGCAGCAACACCACAGCCACUGGCAAAUCACACACCAGCAAUACCAAUACCAAUACCAGCAAAAAUAGUGAUAGUAAUCAAGUCUCUUCCACCACCAAAAGUAGUCAUUCCAUUAGCUCGAAUGGUGUCGUUAUAUCCGAAGGUGGUUACAGUCAUGGACGAAGUUCCACAUGUGGCAAUGGCGAUGUCGUUAAAGUCGAAAAUGGGUCUCCUUCACCAGCUCACCAUGCAUCUUCCACAUCCGGUUUUAUAAAUAUCCGAGAACCUAUAUAUUUGAUUAAAGAUGGAUCUGGUAACGGAUUUUCUCAUUCGUUACGAGAAUCAUCGCUAACCAAUCACGGCCACGCAGGUCCUGGCGGAGGCGGCGGAGGAGCGGAUGAUACGAAUUAUUCGUCGCAUCAGAAUCCCUACACGGAUACGGACUCCGAAUACCAUUCUUUAGAUAAUCCGGCCCACCAGCAAACAUCCCCUUAUAUGGAAAGUUCACCGGAAUUUUACUCGGGUCCGCAACAUUCGAAUUUAGAUAAUUUGAAAUUUCAACAAUUUGGAAAAAAUUACAGAACAGGAAGUAGAUACUCUCACGCCGUAGACCCAUAUUCAGACGGUUACAAUUCACCAUACGAUAGCUCACCAUUUCAAACAGUACCGAAUGUGCCACCAGCAGACCAUUGGCAGUCAAAUAAUCCUUCAAAUAAUCACACCGAUUUACAACACAUGCCUCAUCCGGCUUUCUUACACGCUACCCGUAAUGAUGUUAUUCCUUAUACGAUGAACGGCGAUACCAAAUCACUCCUGCAGCCAGGAAUGAUCCCUGGAUAUUCAGGCGGAGCGUCGUGUUUUACUGGUUCAGGCCCUAUUCAAUUAUGGCAAUUUUUAUUAGAAUUAUUAACUGAUAAAUCUUGCCAAGGGUUCAUCUCGUGGACAGGAGAUGGAUGGGAGUUCAAAUUAACCGAUCCGGAUGAGGUCGCUAGACGCUGGGGAGUGAGAAAAAAUAAACCGAAAAUGAACUAUGAAAAAUUAAGUCGAGGAUUAAGGUAUUACUACGAUAAAAACAUCAUCCACAAGACGGCCGGCAAAAGAUACGUGUACCGUUUUGUAUGCGACCUGCAAGCAUUACUUAAUUGUACCCCCGAACAAAUCCACGAAUACGUAGAUUUAAAACCAGAUAAAAAGGAAGACGAUUAAACACUCAUUCAAUCCAUUUUCCAUCAAUAGGUAUACUACUUUGUCGUUGAAAAAAAAAAAACGAAGAAAAUGUCGAAUAAAACCGAUUUAAACCAAAAAAAAAAAAAGAAAAAAAGUUCUUUAAUAAGAAUGUAAAUUAACACGAAAAAUUACCUUGUACAUAACGAAAUUUUUUAUAAGUGUGUAUUUUAAGUAUUUUCCAUUUUUAUUAUUUACUACAUGUAUUAUUAGUCUUGAUGAAAGUCGAAAUUUCGAAGAAGUAUACCUAUUUCCAUUCUGCUUGUGGAUCCUUUUACCUGAAAACUUUCACCAAAAUUACAUUAAUUUUUAAUGUAUCGCAGAGACCUGAAAAAAAAUCAAAGGUAAAGGAAAAAGGUAUAUUUCUUGGAAGUUUGUAAUUAAUUUGGCAUAGAUCUCAAAGCGUGUUGUUAAGCAAUAAAUUUACUGCGCUGAGCAAUUUGAAAUGUUCUCUUUUCAAAAUUCGAUUCGAUGUUAAGUUUAAUUAGUUUUUAUUUCGAAUACGUGAUACAUUAAUGGAUACUUUUUCAAAGUGCCUUAUCACUUGGUGUGUUAUUGUUAUGUUUUUUUUGUCUUUUAUUUUUUUAAAUCCUUUUUUUCCUGAGCAGUUAUCGUAGGUGGCGAAGUAAACGAACAAAUAUGUAUAACUUUUUAUUAUUACUUAUGUUUUUUUUUUUUAAAUGAACGUCUCAGGCACUAGUCGAUGUAUAUUUCGAUACCUGUUAAGUUAAUUAAAAAUUUGCCGAGCUUAGAAGUGCUGUAAUAAAAGUUAUUCCCCUUUCCCCUUCAUACUCUCCUUUGCCGGUUCGAUAUAAAAUGUGUAUUAUGUGUGUUUCGUUUUGCCUCUUAUUGUUUUUAUUAUUUAAAAAAAAAAAUCAAUAACUAAUUAGGGCAUUUAAUAGUGAUUAAUGUAUUUUUUAAAUUUUGUUUUCGAGUGUUUUUUUCUAGUAUUAUGUACGAUGAAAGAUCCAUUUAAGAUGGAUCCGUAUUAACACCUUAAAUUUUUUUUAUUAUUAAUGAAAAACGCAUUUUUUUUUCGUCUUCCUUAACUUAUACAUAAUAGGUUACCUAGAUGUAAGGAAAUUUUUCUCCAAUGUCACAUUAUUAUUGAAUCGCAUUGUGAUGUUUUUUUUUCUUCUAGAAAGAGUCGUAUUGUAUACGUAAAUCCAGUGAAACAGGGUAUAGUUGUCAAUUACGUGUAUUACUUUUUUGUAUUACCAUUUUGUAUUCUUGUUUUUUUUUCUUUCUUUUUAUUUGUUUAUGUUAUGAUUGAUACGCAGUCGAACGACGUAUGAAACAAUCAUUAUUUUGUAGCAAAGAUCAAGUUGUUAGAAAGUAUUACUUUCUUUUUUUUUUUUUUGUACAUGUUCAUGUUAAUACUGUUAAAUUAUGUUUUACAUACACGUGUACACGUGGAUCCUUCAAAGGUUUACACGUGUGCGGGUAUUUCUUUUUUUUCAUACCUUUAUCAUUCACUUUGUAAAUGUCAUAUUCAAAUAUAUUGAAAAUAUUA
Molecule: messenger RNA, 3779 nt
Organism: Planococcus citri (citrus mealybug)
Lineage: Eukaryota; Metazoa; Arthropoda; Insecta; Hemiptera; Pseudococcidae
Gene: pnt
Product: pointed
Exons: 10
Coding region: 308-2248 (646 amino acids)
Biological process (GO): cell differentiation; regulation of transcription by RNA polymerase II
Cellular component (GO): nucleus
Molecular function (GO): DNA-binding transcription factor activity, RNA polymerase II-specific; sequence-specific DNA binding
Source: RefSeq, a predicted model, not a curated record